This is a messenger RNA of Torulaspora delbrueckii, 1425 nucleotides long. RefSeq lists its product as uncharacterized. Gene Ontology annotation, cellular component: outer membrane. Lineage: Eukaryota; Fungi; Ascomycota; Saccharomycetes; Saccharomycetales; Saccharomycetaceae. The transcript has a single exon. The record is from RefSeq and is a predicted model, not a curated record. The coding region runs from base 1 to 1425 and encodes 474 amino acids.
AUGUUGUUCCAUGACCUGGCUAGCGACAUUCAGGGCUCAGAGACAAAGCCCCUUUACAUCUCCAAGAUCUCGAUCGAUGGCGACAACAGUCUAAGUCCCUUAUCCGGUUCAGUCUACAAAGCGAUCCUCGAUCAGGCAUUAUCGCACCCUGUGCAGAAUGUGGGGUCAAGUUUGUACACUUUUGGUGAUAUUAGAAGGAAACUACUGUGUACUGGACUUUACCAGGAUGUUAGAAUUACUUUGGAACAGGACCACGAUGCUAAGUCAUCGGAGUUUGCAAACAAAGAUUCUCCAAAGGAAUAUGGGAUUGAGUCACCUUUGGCUACACAUGCCAGAAUUAUUCUGAAACCUUCUGGUGUCUACAACAGUACGGCUGGAACCACUAGCCUGGUCGAUGAUUCUGCAUCUGUGGCGAUUAGUCGUUCCUAUAUGAACCUCCUGGGACGUGCAGACAGUGAAUCCUUCCAUCUGGGUUUGAAGUACAAUCCGCAAACUUCUAAAUGGGAGGGGAAAUCCUUGAAAGGAAGCUUCUCGCUGCCAUUGGCCAAGAAUCCUUCUGUGAGGGCAAGUUUAAACUUUGAUGGUGUUAAAGUUAAUCAAAGAUCAAAAUCUUAUAUUGCCGAGACCGACGAUCACGAUGAAAUGCAAUACUCUCUCAGUACAGGUUUACAAAAACGCUGGAUUCUGGAACAAACAAAUUCCGUGCCAAAUUUUUACGCGGGGAUCACCUCUACUAAUAGGGACAUCAGUGGUUUAGGUGCUCAGGCUUCUAAGGUCUUCUCAAAUUAUUCGGGCAAAUUCAACAAGGUUUCAUUGGAGUCCAAGUUUCAUAACGAUACGAGAAAAUAUUAUGGAACUUUCCCCGUGUCAGGUUAUGAGCUGCUAGUUAAUAAUGAGUACGUUAUUUCGCAAACUAAGGGCUCUUCUCAGGUCUUGCCUCAGGAAGAUAAUUUCAGUAAGUUUGAUUUCAGCUUGCAACAUCACACAUCGCAUUGGAAAAACAAGCUCACCAAUUCACUGGAUCUCCAGUUCGGUGGUAUCAUCCCAUUUAGUGAGAAGACCGAAGUGCAUCCAAUGGAUAAGUGGUACCUAGGUGGCUUGGACUCCAUGAAGGGAUUCCAAACAAAUGGUGUUGGGUUUGGAGGUAACAGUUUCUUCUACAAAGUGGCUCUUACUGCUUCCCAAAAACUAAUCAAUACUCCAAUUGACUCUCCUUUGAGAUUGAAUUUCUUUAUGAAUUUAGGUAAUGCUUUCAAUGACCUGAACACAGCAACUAACUCUUACGCUGCAGCAACAGGUAUUUCUCUAACUUACAAGACUCCUCAGGCUAACAUGGAUCUCACUUACGCGCACCCGCUAACCUCAAGAUCGCAAGAUAUCACCAAACCGGGGUUCUCAUUUGGCGUCACAUUCUCUUAUUUCUAG